Messenger RNA from Cyprinodon variegatus (sheepshead minnow), 2583 nucleotides. Its product is annotated as class E basic helix-loop-helix protein 40-like. Bases 298 to 1506 code for a protein of 402 amino acids. Gene Ontology annotation, molecular function: protein dimerization activity; RNA polymerase II cis-regulatory region sequence-specific DNA binding; DNA-binding transcription factor activity, RNA polymerase II-specific. Gene Ontology annotation, cellular component: nucleus. The transcript is spliced from 5 exons. The record is from RefSeq and is a predicted model, not a curated record. NCBI's taxonomy places the organism in Eukaryota, Metazoa, Chordata, Actinopteri, Cyprinodontiformes, Cyprinodontidae. Gene Ontology annotation, biological process: circadian regulation of gene expression; regulation of neurogenesis; regulation of transcription by RNA polymerase II.
GGAGAGUGGGUUUCUUUAGCAGAGAGAGAGAGACGUGCCUGCAGUCACAGGGUUUAUUUAACACGUAGCCACCGACUCACCCAGCUCUCACACAUCGCGCGGGGCGUGGAGCUUUCCACGGCAAACUGACGAGCCCGACCUCUGUGUGACAGCACUCUGAACUGCGACCAGUUUCAAUCUAUCCCACUACUUGUUUUUGUUGCAGCUGUUAUUCUUGAAUUUUUUCACUCUCUCUUCUUUUUCUACUGGAAGGACUGAGCGCUUUUUAUUUUUAUUUGUCCCCGUCAAUAAAGAAACAUGGAGCGGAUUACAAGUGCGCAACCACCUCCUUAUGUUCCGAAACACGCAUCUAUGGAUACACCUGACAUGCACAGAAUGGAAUAUUACAUGUGCAAAAGCAGGAGGGGUGUGAAAAGUAGGGACGAAUGCAAGGAGACUUACAAGCUGCCCCACAGGCUGAUCGAGAAGAAAAGACGCGACAGAAUAAAUGAAUGCAUUGCCCAACUCAAGGACCUGCUGCCAGAACAUCUUAAACUCACAACGCUGGGUCAUCUGGAGAAAGCUGUGGUGCUGGAACUCACACUGAAGCAUGUGAAAACCCUGAGCGCCAUCCUGGAGCAGCAGCAGCAGAAAAUAUUGGCGCUCCAGAAGGACCUGCAGAUCAGCGAUCAGGUGGGAGAUGGCGCUGAGAGCAACGAGGACAUGUUCCGCUCUGGCUUCGACCUGUGUGCCAGAGAAGUCCUCCACUACCUGGCCAACCAGGAGACCAGCAGGGACCUAACCCCCUCCCACAUCAUUAGCCACAUCGAAAAGGUUGCAGCUGAAGUCCUACAGCAUGGAAGCAGCCCGCGACCCGGUGAGAAGGAUGGGGCGAGGAAGCCUGUCGGGCAGCUUUCAGCAUCACCCGAUGCCCCUGCUAAGAACUGUGUCCCGGUCAUUCAGAGGACUUUCCACCACGGGACUGGGGAGCAGAGCGGUAGUGAUACAGACACUGAUAGCGGCUACGGAGGUGAACACGACAAACCUAAAUCCCGGUGGUUGGAAAGCCACGGAAGGGAGGGCGAGUUAAAGACUGCUGCGUCUGAGCGGACGGUUGGCGUCAUCAAGCAGGAAGGCGAUGAGCCCCAGGCCAAGAGAUUGAGAGUGGACUCAGAGGACGAGAUUUUCUCUUUUCAAGCUGCCGGAGCUCCUGGCGGUUACAUGAACAUGUCCGCCAGUCAGCCCCCGUUUUGCCUCCCCUUCUACUUCAUCCCUCCAUCGACGGCGGCAGCAGCGGCGGCGUACCUCCCUAUGCUGGAAAAAUGCUGGUAUCCCGGCGGCAUGCCCAUCAUGUACCCGGGCUUGGCAGGGUCUGCUGCAGGCCUUGUCCCGGAAACGUUGCCCUCAUCUCUGUUGAUGUCGCCGAGGGCGGGGUCUCCGAUAGCCCACCGCAUCCCGAUGGACUCUCCUGCUCUGCACAAAGCUUUGAAGCAGGUCUCUCCUUUGAACUCUGAAACCAAAGACUGAGCAGACAAUUCUCCUAUCAGCACCUCGCCCCCACUAUAUGUUGAACAGAGGGUACAGUGUUAACCCUCCAAACAGCAGCUGUAAUUGAACCCAUCCGAGCAGAACCCUUUAUGGUCGUCACUGUCAGGUAUCAUUCCUCGGACUGUUUUUGAGGCUGGUAUAAGAGAUUUAGUAAAGCCCAUUAAACACUGUGAAGAUUGUUAGGUUAGACGGAGCACAAGAGAUUUUUGAAGGUUCUUAUUUUAUUAUCUGUCUCCAGAAAUGUUGUUGAAUGUCAGAGGAAAUCCCGGAAUGUAACUCCGCCUUCCCCCUUUUUUCCCCCAAAAGAUUUUGGACCUUUAAUGUUGCACAGAACUCUGCAAUGAAUGUAAAGAUGCAAAAGGAGGAAGAAAAAAAAAAAAAAAAGCUCCUGUAAAUGCUGCUGCUGAUAGGCGAAUGUCAGGAUUCACCUGAGCAUUUCCCUCUCCCAGGGACGGCAACAAGCCAUUUUAUUUUCAGAAACCAGCUCAUGGGGUUUGGCGUUGACCUCGCCGACCCCCUCCUGUGUUUGUGCUGCAACUUAAAAUGAACGCAGGAAUUCAUAAAGUUGAAAAAAAAUUCAGGGUGUUGGUUCAGGCCCGCUCGCUUAUCUGUUGUAGCGUGUUUUUAAAACCUAAUCUGUGACUCACUGUUUUUCUUUUUUUUUGCAUCCAGAUGGAGCUCUUGUAAAGAAACAUUUUGGUGUUCUUUCUUUUACAUCUCUAUUUUUGAUACGUGACCCACUGAGGGUAUUUGUGUAGCUGUCGCAGGAAGGAUGAGGAAGCAGCUUGAGCAGUUCUGAAGAUGUUCAUCUGAAGCUGAGUUCUUUGCUCCUGCUCUCAUUCUUCCUCGCUCGUUUGACCCAAACACCACCAACAUUUUGAGUUGCAAACAAAUUCGAUGAUUGUCUUUAAACAAAAGAGCCUGAAUGUUAAAUUUCAACAAAGAUAGUUUUGUAUAUAAAAAGGUACUUUUGAUUUUUAAUUUUGACAUUGUAAUACAAGACUGUACAUAUUUUGUAUAUAAAAUAUUGAUUUAAAUAUCUAUAUUAAAGUUAUA